Molecule: messenger RNA, 1227 nt
Organism: Aspergillus affinis
Lineage: Eukaryota; Fungi; Ascomycota; Eurotiomycetes; Eurotiales; Aspergillaceae
Product: glycosyltransferase family 69 protein
Exons: 3
Coding region: 1-1227 (408 amino acids)
Source: RefSeq, a predicted model, not a curated record
AUGUCUUCGUCUGCCUCUCUGUCGCAUCGCUCGGUGCGGUGCCCGACUUUCUGGCGCCAUAUCUUCCAGCUCGUUGCCGUGCUGAUUGUCGUGGGGAGCCUCUGGGAAGCGCUGCGCGUUCAUCAACGGGUCCGGCCAUCGCCCGCCAUCCCCUCAGAUCAAGCCUCCCGACACGGUCGCAUCUAUAUCGCUAGCAUCCAGAGCAACGCCGAGGACACAUUGCGCCGUCACUGGAAUCAUGCCGUGGUGGAACUGGCCCGAACGCUAGGCCCCGAGAACGUGUAUGUGAGCGUAUGGGAGAGCGGCAGCGAAGAUGAUACUCAGGAUGCGCUACAAGAUCUCGACCGCGGCCUAGAUCGCUUUGGGAUACCUCGAAAUAUCACACUGGGCUUUCCAACCCGUGCGGAGGAGGCUCUCACGGCGGCGAAAGAGCACGGAUGGAUGGCCGGCACUCAUCAGAUCAAAAAGCAGAGACACAUCCCCUACUUGGCCCGCCGGCGCAAUGCCUCCUUACAGCCGUUCUACAACCUGCUGGCAGAUGGAAUCACUUUUGACCGGAUUUUGUUUCUGGAGGAUGUGGUCUUCAUGACGGCGGAUGUCCUUCGUCUUUUGGACACGAACGAGGGCGACUAUGCGGCAGCGUGCGCCCUCGACUUCGCCCAGCCCCCGCGAUACCACGAUAGUGGCACCUUGAGAGACUCGCAGGGUCAUCGACCGAUCAUGUCCACAUGGCCUCUAUUCCGCGCCGCCGACUCGAGACGCGCCAUGCAAAACUUGUCACCCGUUCCGGUGGCGAGCUGCUGGAAUGGAAUGGUCGCCAUGCCGGCACAUCCCUUCAUGGACGAUCCGCCACUGCAGUUCCGAGGCGUUCCCGACCAACUGGCCGCUGCCCGAUUUGAAGGUUCCGAGCGCUGCCUGCUGCAUGCCGACAAUCCUCUGUCAGCUACUCGGGGCCUAUAUGUGAAUCCUCACGUGCGUGUGGCCUACGGAGGUGCGACGUACGCAGCCGUGCAGCCCGUCCAGAGCUGGUUGUCCUUUUGGCAUGUCCUGGGGUCGCUGUGGGAAAGUCGCCUGCGACGUAGCGUGCCCAUUCCGUCACCAACUGAAUGGAGGAUAUGCCGGCGCCUGGCGCGAUGGGAGAGUCGCAGCACGUUGAAUCGCGAGCCCGGUCGCUUCUGUCUUCUGGACCACUCACAGGAAUUCCUUCUCUCGGGUGAGGUAGACUGA